Messenger RNA from Pyrus x bretschneideri (Chinese white pear), 1710 nucleotides. Its product is annotated as rust resistance kinase Lr10-like. The record is from RefSeq and is a predicted model, not a curated record. NCBI's taxonomy places the organism in Eukaryota, Viridiplantae, Streptophyta, Magnoliopsida, Rosales, Rosaceae. Gene Ontology annotation, molecular function: protein kinase activity; ATP binding. Gene Ontology annotation, biological process: protein phosphorylation. The coding region runs from base 163 to 1617 and encodes 484 amino acids. The transcript is spliced from 4 exons.
AGCGACUAAGUUUCUUCCUUGACCAAAUUUCCAUGUGUAAUACGCAGAAUUCAGCCGGAAAUUUCCAUGUAUUCUUAAUCGUUAUGGCUUCUGUUAUUAUCCCAGAAGAUGGAAGUGGCCUUUCAGUUUCUUUCAUCCGUGAUCUAGCUUUCGUGGGAUGAAAUGCUCCCCUACAGCUGCGACACCCGAUACCAAUCCCUCUACUGUUUCGGUGAAAACAUGAAGGAGGGUCUCAUAGAAGCCGCCAAGAUCAUCGGAUGGUUUCUGAUGGCGCGAAUGAUACUCGGCGUUGUUGUUUUGUUGGGUUUCUGUUGCUACAAACUGUACUGGAAAAAGUUCCCCAAGCAUGAAGAAGCUGAAGAAUACUUCCUUGCUUGCAAGAAUCCAAUAACAAGGUGCUACUCGGAUAUUAAGGAAAUGACGAUUGAGUUAACAAUUAAAGUCAGACAGGAAGGCCUCCUGAAUGAUGCAGUUCAAGAAUUCCUGGAUGCAUGCAAGAACGUUAGGAUAAUAAAGUACUUUUACGCAGAAGCCAAGAUGAUUGUAGUUUAUUUAAAACAACUGAGUCAAGGAGUGUAUUCGAAAAAAUUCCGAAAGGAUGAGGCAGUUGAAGAAUUCUUGGAUGCAUACAAGAAUCUUAUGCCGAGAAGGUAUUCGUAUUCAGAUAUUAAGAAGAUUACAAUCGACCUAAAACAUAAACUCGGUCAGGGGGGCUUUGGUUCCGUCUUCAAAGGAGAGCUUUCGGGUGGUCAUCUUGUUGCAGUCAAGGUGUUGAGUGGCUCCAAAGGUGAAGGGCAAGAUUUCAUCAGUGAAGUAGCCACAAUCGGAAGAAUUCAUCAUGUCAAUGUGGUGCAACUAAUUGGAUUUUGUUCUGAGGGAUCCAAAAGAGCUCUUGUUUACGACUUCAUGCCUAAUGGAUCCCUCGAAAAACAUAUAUUUUCGGAGAAGGAAACAGGCGUUGUUCUUGAUUGGGAUAGAAUGCAUGAGAUAGCUCUUGGGGUGGCUCAUGGGAUCGAAUAUCUGCACCAGGGAUGUGAUAUGCAAAUCCUGCACUUCGACAUCAAGCCUCACAACAUUCUUCUCGACGGAAACUACACUGCUAAAAUUUCCGACUUUGGUCUUGCGAGACUUUACCCUAGAGAUCAUAACACUCUUUCUCUUGCUGCUCCAAGAGGCACCAUGGGAUACAUAGCUCCAGAAAUGUUCUACAGAAUCCUCGGAAGCGUUUCGUACAAAGCUGAUGUUUAUAGCUUCGGAAUGCUGCUAAUGGAAAUGGCCGGUCGGAGGAAGAACUUGAAUGCACAUGCACAAAAUUCAAGCCAAAUAUACUUCCCUUCCUGGAUUUAUGAUCAGGUAGAAAAGGGAUUGAGUGUUGAAAUUGUGGAUGCCUGUGAGAACGAUAAGAAAGUAGCCAAGAAGAUGUUCAUGGUUGCGUUGUGGUGCAUACAAUUGAAGCCGGCGGAUCGCCCUUCCAUGAGCAAAGUCGUAGAGAUGCUUGAAGGUGAAGUCGAAGCCCUACAGAUGCCUCCGAGACCUUUCUUCUGUCCCCAACAGUUGCCGACGGAGGAUCCGCCUGGUGGCACGGACAGUGAAGAGGAAACGAUCUCCAUGGUAUAAGGCAAAUGCAAUGCCGAAUUCCACGACUUCCGUGUUGUAUCACCGAAGUCGAGGAUUCUUAGUCUUUUAUAAGAAACAUUUUAAUUGUGUUCA